CCUCCAUCAUGUUCCUCACCUCCGGAGAUGCGAUCUCCUCCAUCAUGUUCCUCUCCUCCGGAGGCUCGACCUCCUCCAUCAUGUUCCUCACCGCCGUAGGCUUGACCUCCUCCAUCAUGUUCCUCACCUCCGGAGGCUCGACCUCCUCCAUCAUGUUCCUCACCUCCGGAGGCUCGACCUCCUCCAUCAUGUUCCUCACCUCCGGAGGCUCAACCUCCUCCAUC
This is a messenger RNA of Staurois parvus, 224 nucleotides long. Lineage: Eukaryota; Metazoa; Chordata; Amphibia; Anura; Ranidae. The record is from the annotation of a GenBank genome assembly.